Scomber scombrus (Atlantic mackerel) is the source of this 2028-nucleotide messenger RNA. It is a transcript of the gene cnr2, whose product is annotated as cannabinoid receptor 2. The record is from RefSeq and is a predicted model, not a curated record. The transcript has 3 exons. Gene Ontology annotation, molecular function: cannabinoid receptor activity. Gene Ontology annotation, cellular component: membrane. Gene Ontology annotation, biological process: cannabinoid signaling pathway. NCBI's taxonomy places the organism in Eukaryota, Metazoa, Chordata, Actinopteri, Scombriformes, Scombridae. The coding region runs from base 178 to 1299 and encodes 373 amino acids.
UCUUGACUCCAUAUGUUAAUGUUCCUCUUAAGGUCUAAGUUCAAUAUUGACAGAGAGAGAAAUAGGAAUCCCAUUUUCUACUUAACCACUUUUUUUUCUGAACAGGAAGUUGCCUCUAGCAUCGCCUCAACAUAGAAAUCUCAAGGUGAAGCAUUGGCCCAUAGAGUAACAGGUGAAAUGGAGGAAUGGGCUUGUUUAAGACCCACGGCAGCCAAAGAGAACACAUCGUCACCAGCUGACGUUACCAGGCCUUUUGAGAACCUGGAAUGCUACAUGGUCCUGACGAAGGCAGAGAAGACAGUCAUUGGCUCCAUCUGUUUCCUGGCAGGUCCUAUCACACUGCUGGAAAAUGCUCUUGUGCUGGUGGUGAUAGCUGCCACAGCCACCCUGCGGCAACGGCCUUCCUAUCUAUUCAUUGGCAGCCUUGCCCUGGCUGAUGUUUUUGCAAGCUGCUUCUUCACCACCAGCUUCCUGGACUUCCACCUCUUCCGCCGCAGCGAUGGCCCCACUGCCUACCUCUUUAAGUUAGGUGGUGUCACCAUGGCCUUCACUAGCUCAGUGGGGAGUCUACUACUGACCGCCCUGGACCGUUACCUCUGCAUCCACCAGGCCUCCAGCUACAAGCUCCUACUGACCCGCCGCCGAGCCCUGCUGAGCCUGCUGAUACUUUGGACCGCCACUAUCCUCCUCUCCUCCCUGCCUCUGAUGGGCUGGAGGUGUCCUACAGGUCUUUCUCCACCCUGCUCACGCCUCUUUCCCUACAUCAACCAGGCCUAUCUGGCCUGCUGGACCAGCUUUACCCUGGUGCUUCUGGCUCUUAUUCUGGUUGCGUAUGCUCUCAUCCUGUGUAAGGCCCACCGCCAUGAAUCCUCCAUGACCACCAUGAAGGGAGCAGCAGGGACAGGCCAUGCCCGCAUGAGGAUGGAUAUCCGGCUAGCACGCACCUUUGGCUUGAUCCUGCUCAUAUUGGUGGGCUGCUGGCUUCCUGCACUCUCCUUCAUGCUUGCUGAUGUCUCUGUGGUCCUGACCCAUACCCAACAGAGGGCCUUCGCCUUCUGCAGCACACUCUGCCUGGUUAACUCUGCAGUCAAUCCGCUGCUGUACGCGCUGCGCUGCAGAGAGCUAAGAGUUGCUCUACUGCAGUUGCUACAGGGUCUGUGUGAGAUUGGGAGGUGUAAAAAAUCUACAGGGGAUAUUAGCCCAGGUCCGCCCACCGAAGAAGAAAAUGAUUGUUCUGUAUUCACUGAGGAUGAGAUGCCAAAAAACCCCCAACUUAACUCUGUCUCAGAAAUGUGUUAAUGUGUUAAUGGCAGUGUGCUGGUAGUGAAAAAUGUGCUACAAAUUAAGAUUAAUACCACCAAGAACUUCACUGUACUUUAGGAAUCAAAUCUGACACACAACAGUAAGAAUCACUGUCAUCAAAUUAUUACAGCUAGCAUAACUUCAUUUUUUGAGCAAUUAUUUAUUACUGUUAUUACCAGCAGGUGAUAAAAACAGACCAGAACGUCUAUGAAAUGUAAGAGACAUGAUACAUACUUCUACAUGCCGACAGUGCUGAAAAAGGAAAAACAAAAUUAACCUUGGGAUGUAGUUCAGUCUUAGCGAUUACAACACUAGGAAUAAGUUAUAUUAUGAGGAAAUUUUAUGUUGUGAUGUACUUCUUCACUCAAAAAUGUCUCAUGUUUAUUGUCGCUUUACUUGGAUGUUUGAGCUUCACUGUGCAGAAUGAUGUAUGAUGUAUGAAUGAUACAUGUGCAGUUUGACAUUGGAAGGCUGAUUUCACGUUAAUCUGCAGAAAGUGGAAAGUUUUUCUGUGAUCAAUGAAAAUCUGAUUUUUAGUGGAGGGCCUAUGAGCCUGAUUUGGGACAUCACAUCUAGUUUGGAAGCCAGUUCUGGUCCAGUAUGUAAUCCAUACAUGUGUGUUACCUGGAAACUUGAAGCCUCCAGUUCACAUACACUGAGAAUGAACUACACUGAUUCAACUUUUGACAUGAGAUAUAUUUGCAUAUACAUUUUAGGGAAGAAGAG